Messenger RNA from Tribolium castaneum (red flour beetle), 3944 nucleotides. RefSeq lists its product as uncharacterized. Gene Ontology annotation, molecular function: nucleic acid binding; zinc ion binding; aspartic-type endopeptidase activity. The transcript is spliced from 2 exons. Gene Ontology annotation, biological process: proteolysis. Lineage: Eukaryota; Metazoa; Arthropoda; Insecta; Coleoptera; Tenebrionidae. The record is from RefSeq and is a predicted model, not a curated record. The coding region runs from base 2387 to 3313 and encodes 308 amino acids.
AAUUACCAUAUCAACGGUAGGGUGAGUCGUUCAAUCAUUAUUUUAAUUGCUGCGGUGUUGAUAUUUAUAAUUGUUGAUAACGUUCAUCAGAAACCUGCGUGAGUAUUGAGUACAAUAUCAAACUGAAGUUGAAUUAAUGCGCUAUUCAUCAGUUGAUAGUUUAUUUAAUUGGUUGAUACUAAAGUUGGUGAUAUUUGAUGAGAAUGAUAUUGAAUUGAGAGUUGACGAACUAUGAAUAAGAUUGAGUUGAGCCCCGACAUGUCGAGCUAAACUUUGUUAGUCUGUCUAUCCUUAAUUAAUCCACGGUUAAGCUUGAGGCGGGGCGGCGCUCGAAAAUGCCCAUUGCACGCCGAGAUUAACCCAACAGGGGACGCUGGAGGGUCGCGGCGUCGCGAGGCCUCCAGGUCUGGUUUAUGUUUAUUUGUGGACGCGGGGGAUCACUAGGCAGCCGCGUUCAUUGCACCCCCAGGUCUAGGUUGCAGAAUAGGUCGUGGGGAGAACGCUGGAAGGUGAUCAUUGCACUUGCUCGUUGGUCCGUGAGACGGCUUCGGCUAUGAGGUUAAGGGACUUGUUCGCCACCUGCACUAUGAAGAGGGCUUCCAUUGCACGCUCAGGGCUAUGUGUGAUUAGCAGUUGAGCAGGUUAGCCAAAAAGGUGUUCAUUGCCCGGAACCGCCCCUGAGAUACGGCUGCGGCCAUGAGGUUUAUAGGGACUUGUUCACCACCUGCACUAUGAAGAGGGCCUCCAUUGCACGCUUAGGGCUAUGUUUGAUUAGCGGCUGAGCAGGUUGGCCAAAAAGGUGAUCAUUGCACUGCCCGAAACCGCCCCCUUUUUAUGUUGGUCAUAGGCGAGUACCAUGAACAUAAUAUCCAUUGCACGCUUGGUGUUGAAUGACCUGCGGGUCUCGAAGUAGACGCUGGACGGAUAUUACCGGGGUACUCAUUGCACAACCUAAGACAAGUGGUGGAUGACAAGGCAGCGUUGCCUAUUGCACGUCAGAACCGCGAGGUGGUCUCUCGAUUGCUGCUGAUCCAGAGACAGGCGGGCUGGGUGGUAUCUAUGAGCAAAGGGGUAACCCUUUGCCUGGUUUUCCCCUAUGCUCCUGGAGUCCUAUUGACCAGGACUGCGACUGUUAACCUUUUAAACCCCUUGGACAGAGCUCAACCGAUUCUAUUCGAAUUACAUAUUUUAUUGAUGGUAGAUUUGCAUAAUUAUUUUGGGUUAACGACUGUUACAUUUAUUGGUUCACAAAUGGCGAUUGUGGACGUCUCACUCUGAUGGACUGGAUUACUCACACCCCCAUUUUAUUUUUCAGACGUUGUCUUAACUAAAAUUGAUGACCUGACCCCGACACCUCGGCACCAGCUCUCCUGACAGGAUUAUUUAAAGUGGUUGAGUACUUUCAAAGUUAGUAAAGUAGUGAGUUGCUAAAAUUGCCGUCGGUCCAAAGAUUUUCCUGAUAUUUGAUAAGCAUGUUAGCGGAAUAUAGGCAGUUCCAAUGGCAAUACCCAGGCGUACCCGACGCAGGCGCCUGCGAAGGCGUCGAAUAGUACGAAUACGCAGUAGUCGCGUAGUACGCAGUUCAAAUCUGUAUAAAAUAAAAUGGUGUUUUCCGAAUAGUGUCUUUCAGGCGGUAAAACCCCAUUCACUCUUGUUUACCCCUUUGGGAAGCUAACAUCAGAAGUGGGAUUCGAGAAUCCUACCGCGAAGUUCCCACUAGUGUCUGUUGUGAAAUAGUUUAAGACAAAGAACAAUGGCGGAGGAAAACAAUCUUCCUGAAGACAUCUCGAAUCUUGAAGACGAGAAUGUGACAGAAGAAGAACAACAAGACAAUCAUCCCCCCGCCCCAAAACGAGCCAAGGUUGUGUGGCAGGAAACGCUAAUUGCGCUUGUAGCUGCUUAACAAAAACAGUUAUCUGAGAUGACCGAAAUAACACGUCAUUCCAAGAUGGCAACUGGGCCAACACCUAGCACGUCAGCAACCGGAGAAGGUUCUGCGCAAGCUUUAGCAAACACAUCUUUCCGCUUGUCGGAAUUUAAUCCCGAAAGUAGCGAUUACGCAAUCGAGGAUUGGUUGGACAUCGCAACUAAACUUAAGGUAGAAUUACAUAUUGGGGAUGUCCUCAUGAUUGCCAAAGCGGGCGAAGCUCUUAAGGGGAGUGCCCAUCGAUACUACUGUGACUGGAGACCAGUACAUCGCACCUGAGAUGAAUUUUGCAAAAACCUUAUAGUUGCGUUCCCAGAUCGCGAAACACCAGGUGCCCGAGCAUUUACUGCUGCUACUCUCCGCAGUCGCGAUUGUGAGUCACUUAGCGACUACGGAAUCCGAAAGCUUCGAUCCAUCAAUCGAUUCUAUCGCGACUUGCAUUGGAACACCAUCCUUAGUAUGGUAGAGUAUGGGUUGGACCACGGAGAAGCUCAGGCUACCAUCCGCAUGCAUCAACCCACUGAUGAUCGGGAGCUCCUGAAGAUCCUGAGCGAGUUUGAUGCUCGCCGCAGGAAACAGCGAGUCGUGCAAAACCAGAGUUCUCGGUCCACUGAUGUGUCUAGUAUGCCGCGACGUCGUGAAAAAUUUGUGAAAGGAUCUUGCUUUAGAUGUGGUCAAAGUGGACACCAUAAAAACAAUUGUAAUGUGGACAUUGACAAAGAUACUAGUACUAAGGUGGCAGUAGAGACAAAAGAUGGCCCACCAACGUGUUCCCACUGUAAGAAGAUGGGACACACGGAGUCAAAUUGUUGGUUGAAACACGGCAGGCCAAAAAAAGCGUUUGUGGUGAAAAAGUACCGCCACUUGAAUACAACGCCAAUGGCUUCGUUGUUAAAGAAAAACAAUAAGUUUAGGUUCGUUUACUUAAUUGAUAGUGGUGCUGACGUUUCCAUCAUAAAACAUUCUGUAGUUAAAGCGUUGGACGCUCGAAUUCGUAACACUAGUGAAUCGUGUGCUUUCGCUGGUGUUGGAACUCAAACCGUAUACGCUGUGGGUGUUUCCGAACUAAUUAUCUUUUUGCCAAAAGUGACUCUCGAAGUAGCCUUUUUGGUUGUGCCCGAUUCCGCAAUUCCUGGUAAUAUUGACGUGAUUAUUGGCUGGGAUGUGAUAAGUCGAUCUUGCUUACGCAUCGAGAAAACAAGCGAGGGUCUCGAGUUACACCAUGACCAUCGCAAUCUUCCGAAAGUAUUAACAACGCAUUGCCUAAAAAUAAACCGAAGUGGUCUCACCGAUGACAUCAACCAACGAUUAGAAACAAUGUUGGAAACUUAUCGAAAUAAUACACGGGAUCAUAUUACUACCGGGAAAAUGCAGAUUCGUAAUUGAAGACAAUUUGAAUUCUACUGUUCAUUCUGCAACUGGUUACGUACCCGCAGUACUACAAUUGGGAAUAAAUCCGAGAUUGGUCGCAACUCAACAAUUUUUGGGAGACGCGCCGACAAGCGAUCAUUUCGUCGACCCUGACAAGGCCGUCGCCGAUGCACGUGUCCGUAUGCAGGAAAACAAGAAAAAGCACGCUCAGCGAUUCGAUGCGACUCGAUUUCGUUCAAGUUUAUUUUUGGAAGGAGAUAAGGUAGCAGUUGAAGAUUCUCAACUAGCUGGUGGUGGAAAGUUAAAAGCGAAGUACAUAGGCCCUUAUACUGUGUCAAAACGACUUCCGAACGAGAGAUAUCUGUUAACGAAAAAGGGACAGAGGACCACUGUAGCUGCACACGAACAGUUGAGAUCUUGGCCCUCAACGGAGACUUCUGAUUAAGUUACUAAAAUUUCCCUUGAGUUGCGUUGCGAGGACGCAACAGGAACAGGAUGGCCGUGUUAGCGGAAUAUAGGCAGUUCCAAUGGCAAUACCCAGGCGUACCCGACGCAGGCGCCUGCGAAGGCGUUGAAUAGUACGAAUACGCAGUAGUCGCGUAGUACGCAGUUCAAAUCUGUAUAAAAUAAAAUGGUGUUUUCCGAA